AUGGCGCGAGUGAAACAGCCGAAUGUGGAAAGGGAAGAAGGCUCAGAGAAACAAGUCCAAUCGAGCGACACUACUCCCUCGAGCACUAGGAAGCGAUAUAGACCGAAAGUGAGGGAAGAAUCAUCCAAGAAAAGAGGUGUCUUGAAAAUCCGAGAAAGUCGGGCCAAAGAGCAACCCGUUCCUCCACAGAAAUCUCCCCAUUCCAAAUCCAAGCUACUAGUAGUCACUGAGGAAUCAAAAACCGAGUCAGAUGACAGAGCCUCAGUACCUCAGAAGGAUAAAGGAAAGCAACCAGUUGUCAGUACCUCUAAGACUCAGGAUGAGGCCGAAUCCACUACAGCUCCUUCUCAUGCCCCUGGACCCUCAUUCAUGGAGAGAUCUCUCAGGGAGAUGUUUCAAGCCGAGCUUCAAGAGUUUGAGAAGAGAGUUUAUGUCACUGCUCGAGAAUAUGGGGAAGUCUCAGAUAGAAACUUUGAGGACUUACUCCGUCAUCCCCCAUCUCCUCCUCAUCAUGAGCCUGGACCUUCUACCUCCCCUAUACCUACUUCUCCUAUUUCCACUUCACCACCUGUACCACCUACCUCUUCCACUCCCUCUCCUACUUUGGCCUUGAUCACUGUUCCCCAGCCAGUUCCUUCUCUUCAUAUUCCAUCAUUCUCUCCACUUUCUCACCUUCCCCCUCUUCCUAUUCCCCUGUCCAUUCCACCUGUUUCUACUCCUUCCUCUUCCCCACCUGAUGCUGACAAAAAGAGGGGGAAGGAUUCUGAUGCUUAG
This is a messenger RNA of Neltuma alba, 774 nucleotides long. RefSeq names its product extensin-like. Bases 1 to 774 code for a protein of 257 amino acids. The transcript has 3 exons. The record is from RefSeq and is a predicted model, not a curated record. Lineage: Eukaryota; Viridiplantae; Streptophyta; Magnoliopsida; Fabales; Fabaceae.